AUGGCUUGUCAUCCUUUAGUGUUGGGCGCACUCACGGUGUUGUCUUUUGUCGGAGGAGUUGCAUGUGGAUUGAAGAUGGAGCUCAAAGCUCCUGUCAACGCAUUUAUCAUCGGUUUGUUUGGCUUUUUCGUCUUGUUUGAUGCUGUGGCCCUUUACUACAGGAUGUAUGAAGAUGUGAGGAGGAUUGUGACAUACUGUGUGACACGAUACAAAAAAACGAUUUGGGUGUUGAAAUCCGCCGGAUUCAUUGGGGUUUUGAAGGGUUUCGUUCCUUGUCAAGCACCGUGGAAGAAACAAAAAGGCUAA
Messenger RNA from Arabis nemorensis, 306 nucleotides. NCBI's taxonomy places the organism in Eukaryota, Viridiplantae, Streptophyta, Magnoliopsida, Brassicales, Brassicaceae. The record is from the annotation of a GenBank genome assembly.